This is a messenger RNA of Etheostoma cragini (Arkansas darter), 1561 nucleotides long. It is a transcript of the gene cpa5, whose product is annotated as carboxypeptidase A5. Lineage: Eukaryota; Metazoa; Chordata; Actinopteri; Perciformes; Percidae. The record is from RefSeq and is a predicted model, not a curated record. Gene Ontology annotation, biological process: proteolysis. The coding region runs from base 126 to 1391 and encodes 421 amino acids. Gene Ontology annotation, molecular function: zinc ion binding; metallocarboxypeptidase activity. The transcript is spliced from 11 exons.
GCUGGCGUGGGAAAGGGACCAGCCGCUGACACAACAGCUCCAGGUUGUGGUUUGGACAGGUGACCUGGCACACUCAGCCAUAAAAGCCAGUGUUCAGGCCUGCCAGGUUCACACUGUUGGUCAGGAUGAGGGGGCUGAUCGCAAUCACUGCGCUGUUUGUGGCCGUUCUCGGCAAGGAGACGUUUGAGGGGCAUCAGGUGCUUCGCAUUGUAGCAAAGGAUGAAACCCAGCUGGCUCUUAUCAAGAAUCUGGAGGACAUGGUCCAGUUUGAGCUGGACGUCUGGAGGGGAGUGACUGAUGUGUCCACUCCUGUGGAUAUCAGAGUUCCCUUCCACAGCCUGCAGUCCGUCAAAAUUCACCUGGAGAGUCAGGACAUUGAGUACUCCAUCAUGAUCGAAGACCUUCAGGUGAUGCUUGAUGAGGAGCAGCAGGAGAUGGAGUCUGCUGCUCGUAUCGCUGAGCCCAGAAACACGGACAGCUUCGACUUCUCCAGGUACCACACCAUCAGCGAGAUCUACAGUUUCCAGGACAUGCUGGUGGCUGAGAAUCCCAACAUGGUCAGCAAGAUUGUGAUUGGUCAGAGCUACGAGGGUCGCCCCCUGAAUGUGCUCAAGUUCAGCACCGGUGGAUCCAACCGUCCCGCCAUCUGGAUCGACACUGGAAUCCAUUCCAGAGAGUGGGUCACGCAGGCCAGUGGCACCUGGUUUGCCAAAAAGAUUGUGACUGAUUAUGGACGUGACCCCGCCAUCACCGCCAUCCUCAACAAGAUGGACAUCUUCCUGGAGAUGGUGACCAACCCCGAUGGCUACUACUUCACUCACAACAAUAACCGUAUGUGGCGCAAGACCAGGAAGCCCAACUCUGGCUCUAGCUGUGUGGGAGUCGAUCCCAACAGGAACUGGGAUGCUGCUUUUGGAGCACCUGGUGCCAGCAACAACCCCUGCUCAGAGACCUACCAUGGACCCAGAGCCCACUCUGAGUCUGAGGUCAAGUCCAUUGUGGACUUUGUGAAGUCCCACGGUAACUUGAAGGCCUUUGUCUCCAUCCAUUCCUACUCCCAGAUGCUCUUGUACCCCUACGGCUACACCGAGACUCCGUGCAAGGACCAGGCCGAGCUGCACAGUCUGGCUAAGAAGGCUAUCACUGACCUGGCCUCCCUGUACGGUACUAGCUACAGAUACGGCAGCAUCAUCAACACCAUAUACCAAGCUAGUGGUAACACCAUAGACUGGACCUACGACCAGGGCAUCAAGUACUCCUACACCUUUGAGCUGAGGGACACCGGUCGUUAUGGCUUCAUCCUGCCAGCCAAUCAGAUCAUCCCCACCGCCACGGAGACUUGGCUGGCUCUGAUGGCGAUCAUGGAUCACACCGCCAAGAACACCUACUAAUGUCUCUGUCUGUGUGUGUACAAGUGAAAGUCUCUGUGGAGAGGACAUUGUUGGCAAAUGUAAUAAAAUGUCAUCUUUAAGACUAAUACCACGUCGUCAUUAGCAUACCUGAUUACUCUUUGGAUAUGGUCAAAACCACAAACAGGAAAAUAAAUGAGCAUACUGGAAAA